Aspergillus uvarum CBS 121591 is the source of this 2734-nucleotide messenger RNA. RefSeq lists its product as uncharacterized. The record is from RefSeq and is a predicted model, not a curated record. The transcript has a single exon. Lineage: Eukaryota; Fungi; Ascomycota; Eurotiomycetes; Eurotiales; Aspergillaceae. The coding region runs from base 447 to 2468 and encodes 673 amino acids.
AUAGAACAACAAAAUACUGGCUUCAGGCCCAACAGAUACUACUAUCAAUAACUGUGGUGAUUCAGAUUAAGCUAAGCUAUUACUAUGAAGACCCGGCGGCAAGUGCAACCACUUACCUAUCUGCAACAGUCCAACAACCGCGACCCACGCUCCGCUGUCAACGCAGCCAAGAUCCUGGACCCUGCGGUGGAUGAACGACUAAAAAUGCCCCUCGAUCAGCCUCGCGCCAUGUGGCACAGAUAAACUUCUCCGGCCGUUUCAUCGCACCGACGACCAAUAUGCAAGCAGUGCUAAGCGCCGGUCAGGCCCAGCGUCGGGGGCUCCGAGACGGCGGGCGGCGGGCGACUAGGGCUGAACGGGGAUAUAAGCCCUACAGCAACCUCGACAGCCCAGACACUGUCAGUACGAAUAGAUGAAUGAGUGCCUGCAGACAGAUCGCAUCACCGAUGCCAUCGGCCAGCCCCUCCCGCCCAGUCCCCUGGACGGAGCACCUCAUCUUCCUCCUGCUGCUCCUCCCGACCACGCUGAGCAUCGUCCUCCUCCUCGCCGACAGCCUCCACUGGACGAUCGCCGACGGAUCCAUCUACGGCCUCAUCAACAGCUACCGCACCUCCGUGCAAACCGGCGUCCAAGCGCUCGCCACACUCCUCAGCACCGUGCAACUCCUCAUCAUCUGCCGACUAAUCAACCAAGCAACGCGCAUCCGGUUCGCCCACCACAGCCAUCACCACCACGCAUCCCCAACACACCUCACCACCCUCAGCUUCUGGGCCUCCCUCUCCACGCCCGCAGCGAACUGGACCCUCCCCCCACUCCUCCUCUGCCUAACCUUCCUCCUCGCCAACCUCUCCGCCGUACUCUCCGCCCUCUGGACCGGCGCCCUCACGCCCACCACCACCACCACAACCCACAGCUACCCCCUCAACAUCCCCUCCUACCACAACACAAGCUUCAUAAUCGAAUACCCCUCGCAGAUCGACCGCACCGGGCCCACCGCCCGCACCCCGCAGGGGUACUUCACCUACUCCGUAGGACUAGGCCAACUAACCGCCCUGAUCUCCUCAGCCAGCACGGCCUCUCCGCUCCUCGCCAACGCCAGCCGCGUGCAUCCGAAACUCGACAACACAGGGUACAGCUACACGGGGCGGUCGUACGGGGUCGGCACGUCCGUGGGGCUCACCGAUUCCGGGCUGCGGACAACCUACCCGCACGCCACGGGCUACACCUACGUCGAACCGGGGUACGUCGCGCACGUCGAGUGCGCCUACAACCGGUCCUCGGCGUUCCGGCUGGAGGAGCUGGGCGAGUACGCGCUGUACGCGGCCCGCGGCCCGUUGCCGGAUAGUGUGAAUGCCAGUCGGAGGGAUGCGGGGGAGUAUUCGGUGUAUACGGGGUAUAGUACCCGGACGAUUGUGGCGGUGGGCGUGGCGGCGCAGCCGGUCAAGUACACCCGGGAAAGGUAUGUGGCGGUGGCGGCGGGCGGGUAUUAUGCCGGGUUGAAUGCGAGUCAGUGUGUUGUGGUGUUUGAGCCGGCGUGGUUUAGGGUCGAGGUGGCGGUUGCGGGGAAGGUGGUCAGGGUUGUGCCUGGUAGUGGGGUUGGGAAUGAUUCUUCUUCUUCUUCUUCUUCGGAUGCAGAUACUUCUGCUUCUGCGGCUGCGGCUGCUACCGCUGCUGCUGUCGGAACAGACAAGCGUGAUGAUGAUGCAGGGAUGGGGACGGCAGCCCAAGGGAACGAGACAGCAGCAGCAGCAGCAGCAGCAGCCGACAUCGACCCCACCAACAAGACCAUCCACGUCGCUAUGCGCCAGCUCGAACUCAUCUCCAACGAUCUGACGAGCUUCUACCGCUCUACCCUGGGCGACGCCUUUAACACCAGUAUCGCUGAUUAUCGCACUUCGGUGACUAUGACUAGGACUACCCGCAAUACUACCACCACCACCAAUACGACUAACAUAGCCAACACACCCACCAAAAACAUGACCGAAGACGCCAUCGCCCUCGCCGGAAUCACGAACGUGUACGUCUCGCUGAUCGACGACAUCCUAGCCGGCUACGCGUCGGCGCAGCUGAUGGUCGGCGGGUUCACGCAGCAGACGGCGGCGACGGUGACGGUCGAGGCGUUCCGCGUCGGGUCCCAUCCGUACAUCGUGUGCGUGUUCGUGACCUCGCUGGGCCUGCUGCUGGUCGUGGCGGCGGAGAUGGUGCGCACGCGGCUGUGGCGCGGUCUGCCGCGGUGGGAUUACAUGGAGAUGAAGAUGGUGGUGGCGGCGGCGUCGAACGGGGGUCGCGGGAUUGCGGAGCGCGCGGCGGAGAAGGGGUGGGGGGCGGACGCGGUGGGACGGAUUCCCGUGCGGUUGGUGGGCGGGGAUCGGGAUCAGGUGGCUGGUGGGUGGCGGUUGGUGGUUGAGGAUGGUGUGGAUAAGGAGAUGUUGUUGUUGGAGGGGAAUGGAGAGGGGCGGUGGAUCUAGUCUAUAUUGGUAUAGUUGUGUUGAGAUUUUGAAAUUGUUAGAACUAGGCUUUGCUCUACUUUACUUCUUCCCCACCAUCCCCCGCAACGCCUCCGUCUCUCCCUCCAACUUGCUCACGCGCAUCCGUAGCUCGUCCCGCUCCCGCUUCACGGCCGCCAGCUCCGCCUCCAGCUCGUUCACCCGGUCCAGCUUGCGCUGUCGGUACCGCCGCGCCGCGAGCGUGUUCAGCUGCCGCUUGCUCACUUUGUUGGGCGGUUCUUUGGAGG